ACAACGACGACUUACCUUGAACUCUCAUAUUACCAACACCACCAACAACGCGGCGACUACCACCACUACCACCACCACCACCACCACUACCACCACCACCACCAUCAUUACCACCUGCAAAAUGUUCUCCCAACAGUGCCUUUCCUAUCAGCUUUUAACCCUACUAAGCUUAGUGGUAUUGCAUGCUACACCGAACCAAGGAUUCGAUAUCGCCACAUGUAAUAGGCCCUUGGGCAUGGAAUCGGGUGCAAUUACAGACACUCAAAUUACAGCCAGUUCAGCUCAUGAUGCCGGAUUUGUUGGGCCGCAACAUGCGAGACUGAAAACCGAUAAUAAUGGUGGUGCUUGGUGUCCCAAGCAUAUGGUGUCUAAUGCUUUAAAAGAAUAUUUACAAGUUGAUUUAUUGUCAACACAUGUUAUAACAGCGAUACGAACGCAAGGACGCUUCGGGAAGGGCCAGGGGCAAGAAUACACUGAAGCCUAUGUCUUGGAAUACUGGCGGCCAGGUUUUACAAAUUGGAAACGAUGGAAGAAUACGCAAGGCAAAGAGAUAUUACCCGGCAACAUUAACACGUACAGUGAAGUGGAAAACACUUUGCAGCCGAUUAUAUUCGCAUCGAAAAUGCGUAUCUAUCCAUAUGGACAAUACGAUCGCACAGUAUGCUUAAGAGCUGAAAUUGUGGGCUGCACAUGGGAUGAGGGUAUAGUGUCAUAUAGCAUACCCAAAGGUGUGCAACGCGGCAUGGAAGUCGAUUUAUCGGAUAAGACGUAUGAUGGUUACGAACAAGGCGACCGUUAUGUCGAUGGAUUAGGUCAAUUGGUUGACGGUCAAAAGGGCAAAGAUAAUUUUCGCACCGAUAUUCAUGGCUUCGGGAAAGGUUAUGAAUGGAUCGGUUGGCGUAACGAUACACCCGGCUUAAUGGGUAAGCCGGUGGAGAUUGUAUUCGAGUUUGAUACCGUACGAAAUUUCAGUGCCAUUAUACUGCACACUAAUAAUAUGUUCACCAAAGACGUCCAGGUUUUUGUCCAUGCUAAGGUGUUUUUUAGCAUAGGCGGUCAUCGUUUUUCUGGUGAACCGGUACAAUUCUCCUAUAUGCCCGAUACAAUCAUGGAUCAUGCCAGGGAUGUUACGAUAAAAUUACAUCAUCGUGUUGGCAAAUAUCUAAAAAUUAACUUGUAUUUUGCGGUUAAAUGGAUCAUGCUGUCGGAAAUCUCAUUCGUAUCUGUGCCAGCCGUGGGAAAUUUUACAGACGAACAGGAACAGCGUGGCGCCUUAUUGCCACAGGAUACUCGUGAAUAUCCUUUACAAAGUAAUGAAUAUCAUCAUAAUAAUAAAAAUGGUGGCGGCGUUAGCAGCGGCGGUGGCAAAAUGACGACAACAAAUUUUAAUAGCGAAAGAAAUUAUAAUAAUGGACCGCAGUUAAUCGCUCCGAAACCCAUCGAUCAAGAGCCCUCCGAAGAGAAUUUCAUAGGCGUGGUUAUUGUAGUGUUAACCACGAUUAUCAUUCUAUUAGUGGCAGUGAUUCUGUUCAUUGUUUCGCGAACAAAGCGAGCGCGGGGCAGUAAUGUGUUAGAUGCAUUCCAAUAUAGUUUUAAUCCAAAUACCUUAGGCAGCAAUGUGGACAAACAUCGGGCAAAUGGCUCCAGCAUUAAGGCCAAUGUCGACGACAGCGAUUCAAUCGGUAAAAAUAGUUUAUAUCAUGAACCUUUCAAUGUAAAUAUGUAUACGAGCGGUGUGAAUGGUUACGCUGCGGUCAACGAUUUGCAAUGUAAUAUGACGCCAGAUUAUACAGAUGUACCAGAGGGUGGUUAUGCCGUGCCUCAUAUGCAAGAUUAUAUGCCAGCCAGCAAGAUAUCUAAUUCAGCGCAAGCAGGUUACGUGAAUGUGCGUCGUACACCGCCUCCCCCAUUGAGUAGUAUAUUUCCUCGACCGCCGCAAGUACCACCACCACCCAUGGAGAAAUACUAUGCUACUACGGCGAUAUUUAAGCCCAUCAAAGGAAUGGGCGCUGGCGGGGCCGGCAGCGGUAGCAGCGGUGCAGCUAGCAAUACAAUGAGUAGUAAAGCAAGCAGUAAUUUAAGCAGCGAACAUAAUUAUGACGAUAACAUGGGUACGAUGAACUCACAGUCAACGGCACCCAUGAUAAAUGCGUACAACAGUAGUGGAGUUGGCAGUGGUGGCGGUGUUGGCGGCGGUGGCGGCGGGGGUACCGGCAGUGGUAAUUCUAAUGCCAGCAACAGUGAUAAUAUGCAAUUUCAACGCGCAAGAACCUACAAUUUUCGUAGUUAUCCUGAUAAUCUUUAGUUUGUAGAAAAAACAUUUAUUCAG
Messenger RNA from Glossina fuscipes, 2329 nucleotides. RefSeq lists its product as uncharacterized. Lineage: Eukaryota; Metazoa; Arthropoda; Insecta; Diptera; Glossinidae. The coding region runs from base 122 to 2305 and encodes 727 amino acids. The record is from RefSeq and is a predicted model, not a curated record. The transcript has 11 exons.